ACAAAGCCUUCCGUGCGGGAGCAACAAGCACAAACACAGGCAAGAUGGAAAGCGCAAACGCAGGACAUCUCAUGAGUUUAGCGGCUCUGCAAAGACAAGACCCGUACAUCAACAAGCUGCUCGACGUUACCGGACAAGUGGCACUUUACAACUUUAACGCGAAGGCUAAUGAAUGGGAGAAGACCGAAAUUGAAGGGACCUUAUUUGUUUAUUCGAGGUCUGCUUCUCCUCACCAUGGCUUCACUAUUAUGAACCGACUUAGCACUGAGAAUCUGGUGGAGCCAAUCAACAAAGACUUGGAGUUCCAGCUUCAAGAUCCUUUUCUGCUCUACAGAAAUGUCAACUUGGGAAUCUAUAGUAUCUGGUUUUACGACAAAAGAGACUGUCAGCGCAUAGCCCAGCUGAUGGUGAAGAUAGUGAAGCAGGAGGCAGAACAUGCCCAGAGACCGUCCCCUGAGCGAGCAGACACAGCCAGGACCAAUGGGGCCUCAGAACCACGCCCCAUUGACAUCCUGGAGCUGCUCAGCAAAGCCAAGGAGGAGUACCAGAGGGCUCAGGCCGGGGAGACAGAUGUGUCCACCACUGCAGAGCCCACUGUGAAAGCCGUGGUGCCCCCCACAGAACGCAUCCACACCACCCCUCAGGCAGACAAGCCCUCUCAUAUCGUGAAGCAGAUCACCGUAGAGGAACUGUUCGGUUCCUCUCUCCCUAAGGACCCCUCCCUGCCCACGAUGCCUAGCUCCAACCCUCCUUUGCCACCUACCGCUGCUGCCUCUGAUCCCUCCAGUGCUUACCUACAGACCCAGGGCUACCCCGCAGCCAACCCCCACCUCCAUGCUCCAAGACCCCAGCAACCUGCCGCCAUCCUCCCCUCUGCGUUCAACCUCCGCCCCAGCCCUGUGUUCCAGCCUCUGAGCCCCCAAGCGGAUCCUCGCUGCCCGGUUUCUCCGCUGGGCCCUCGUCAGCCUCCACCUGCCCCUCCGCAGCCUCAGCCUCCUGGGGCGUUUCUGGGACAGGAAAUACUCAAUUCACUCAAACCGGCAGUGAACACAGAUAUCCACAAACCCAUCCUCGCACCUAACUUCCUGCCCAGCAGUUUAGUCCCGCCCCACAGCUUCCAGGAACCUAUGGGGAAGCCUCUGCUGCCACACAACGACGCGCCCACUCUGGUUAAGCCUAUGUCGGCGGUGUCCAUGAGUCCGGGUCCGAGUGUGGCUGAGGCAUCUCUGCUCCUGUCCCCCAGUGUCUUUCAGCAGUCCAUCAGCAAACCUCCGCCUGCCGCUGUGGUCCCUCCUGUGCAUGUCCACCCCAAUGUCCACCCCAAUGUCCACCCCAAUGUCCACCCCAAUGUCCACCCCAAUGUCCACCCCAAUGUCCACCCCAAUGUCCACCCCUCGUCCACUGGGGACACCCAGCCCAGCCUCUGCUCCAAAGCACAACUACAGGACACAUUGGUACAUCUGAUAAAGAACGACCCGGACUUCCUGAGUGUGAUCCAUGAUGCCUACCUGCAGAGCCUUUCCAAAGACCUGAGCAACAUGAAGCUGUAGCAGGGCUCGUACCAGGAGCAGCUUCUGAGCAAGAACAUGUACAAGCAGGUCUCUCUCCCGUUGGGUUCUACUGCUCACACUGUACCAAGGACUUCUACGCACGUUUAGUUGUAUCCUUUGAAAAACUUGAACUGACCGCUUGACCACAGUUAACCUGACCUCCUAGCAGGCAGUUUUUGUACUUGAGGAUUUUGCGUAUUUGGGAAAGACUACUAGCUCCUGCAGCCUAAAGUGACCUUCUUUUUGGCUGAGGCUGCUGUCUUGUGUUUUUUAAAGAAGGAAGAGAACAUCAAAAUGUAACUUGUUUCUCAGAGAAAACAUACUUUGAGUCUUUCGGAUGACGCACUUGCAGCUACUGCCCUGAACUGCAGCUCAAUGCCUAUGAGCAGCACAUUUUGGACAAGGAUCAUGCAGUUUUGUUUUUUUGGGUUUUUUUUUUCUUCAAAGUUUUGGCUUUUUUUUUUUUUAUUCUUUUUUUCCAUUCCCCACAGUCUGCGCUUCAUGACUGAUUUAGCUGGAGGGGAUCGUGCAAUAGAUUACAACUGCAAUGUGUUAAUCAAUGUUUGUGGAAUGAUCUAAUGGUGAGACAACUAAAAGUUCCUAACAAAAGUUACAAAGACAUGUAAUUAUGAAAAGAAAGAAAAUGGCUGCGUUCACACUGGACUCUAAUCAGAAGGUUAAUCUGAUUGGUGAAACUGGUUUUAAAUACAUGCCAAUCCUCACGCACAUAUAUCAUACUUAAAAAUGUAGCGAUAUACAAGUCUGAAACACAGUGAGAAAAAACUGCUAGUGUAUAGACCUAUCUGCAAAUAUGCACUGCCUGAAUAUUGUGACGCGUAAGUACUAUAACACAAUUUAAUUUGUAAUUUUCUAAUUUAAAUGAAGAGAUGAGUCGUCGCUAUCACUUUAAUUCUGUGUUUAUUUUGUUAAGCCUGUGACUGUGUGGUGUUGCGUGGAGCAUCUCCCCUUCCCUCUCUGUUCCAUUCAUCUCUCUCAAAUCCACUGAUUAGUACCCACUGAUGUUUAGGCAGAUCUCAUUCAUGAGACACUUUGCACGGUCCUUUUAUGGUGAGUUGGAGGUGUGGAGAGGGCGUGACAAGGGUUUGCAUGUGCAGAUUUCAGAUGCAGGUGCAAUCAGGAGUUUGCAUGGCACACUCCCCUCAUGCUCAUUCGGAGUACACACUUGGUUAGGAAAAUUUCUGCGCACUUCUUAAUAAAUGCCCAUGUUCUUGUGUGUUUGAGAGCCCCUGGUCUAGUGUGAAUGUAGCCUAUAUUCUACUACAGUUUAUUCUGGUCACAGAGUCUAUAUUUCAGUAUCUUGAAACAACUACUUGGGCUUUAAUCUUUCAAAACAAAGCAAAAAUCCAUUUUAUAAUUGAUAGAUGUUGCAAAAUGCACCAGGCCAUACAGCACAAUUUGUUACAGUGUAAUCAAAACAUUUUUAAUACAAAUUUUAGCUACACAAAAAGACAAAAUCACCGAUUUACAUCAUUAUGUUCAAAGUUAAACUUGAAUUCUGAAAAUAAAUAAUUUUUUGCAGUAAAAACUACUGCAGGGACCGUGACUGACCAUUAAGUCGCAUCUCGAAUUCAUGGUAAUUAUGACCAGAUUUAUGUUCAUCUUUGACUUAAAGAUUUGUUUACACAGCAGGUACAAAAUCACACAGUAGUUGAAUUAUUCAUAUUCUUGUAGUUAUUGAUGUUUUUUAUGCUUAAAUAUUCAAUCAUGAAUGCAAUUUCAAAUUUUGUCUUACCCAGUUUUGUUAAAGGUACAGGUUAUACUUGUGUGUGAAUGUACCUGCCUCAGAGAUUCACCGAUCCAGCUUUUUCUGUUCCGAUACCUAUGUCGAUACUUUGGCUUUAAGUAUCCACCAAUUCCCAAUUUUAACCAAUACCAGGACAAAGACAGAAAGUAUUUAUUUCUGCUAAACACAAACGGCGUAUGGUUUAUAAAAAGGAUCCAAAUGCGUAACUAUUUAUCAGUUAAUCCACCAAAAUCAAUAUCAGCACUGAUAUCUGAUAGCAGUAUCGUAUUGGUGCAUCCCUACUCUGUACCAGUCUCUUUCGUUGUUCACACUGUGUCAGCUCAGUUAGGACUCACAUUUCUGUUUUCUGAUUGGACAUGUACCUUGUAUUGGGGAUUGCUUUUACUCACGAUGGUAUUUUAAGAUUUUAAGGUUGUUUUACGCCUUAUCCUCAUUUCUCCCACAUGUCCAGAGAAAAUAUUGUUUUUCAAAAUGAUGUUAAUUUUCUCAGAUCUUUGUCUCUGUGUAAUUUUGUUUCUUAGGACUAUUUUGUGAUAUUAAAGAUGUAUAAAUAAGUCAU
This is a messenger RNA of Periophthalmus magnuspinnatus, 3874 nucleotides long. It is a transcript of the gene dcp1a, whose product is annotated as decapping mRNA 1A. Gene Ontology annotation, molecular function: mRNA binding; enzyme activator activity. The transcript is spliced from 9 exons. Gene Ontology annotation, cellular component: P-body. Gene Ontology annotation, biological process: deadenylation-dependent decapping of nuclear-transcribed mRNA; deadenylation-independent decapping of nuclear-transcribed mRNA; positive regulation of catalytic activity. Bases 45 to 1550 code for a protein of 501 amino acids. The record is from RefSeq and is a predicted model, not a curated record. Lineage: Eukaryota; Metazoa; Chordata; Actinopteri; Gobiiformes; Gobiidae.